GAUUUAAUCGCGAAAAGUUUAUCAGUGCAAUGACGAAUGUAUCCCUUGAGGUUAUCGACGGCGACAAUUUCUCUCUCCGGCAAACUUUUAUCAUAGAGAGGUUAGAGGCAGCCAUGGCGGAUGAAGAAGACGAGUUACCGGAGACAGAACUAAGUUACGACCAGAGGAAGGAAAUCGCAAAGUGGUUUCUCCUCAACGCUCCCGCCGGAGAAAUCAAUUACGUCGCUAAAGAUUUAAAGGCGGUUUUGAGCGAUGAGGAAGUCUACAAUGAAGCAGCCAUGGAAGCAUUUCCAGUGUACAACAAAUCUCACAUGAUUUGCCUUGAAAUGCCCAGUAGGGCUGGUGAUGUGAUUGUGUCAUCUUACAGUGAAAUUACUGAAAAUGAGUACCUUGAUCCAAGAACUGCCCAGGUUGCCAUAGUUGAUCAUGUUAAACAGAUUUGUACAAAGGUACGGCCUGCAAAUGAUGAAGAACUUCCGUCUUUGUAUAUUGAGGAGUACAGAUAUGCUCUUGAUGCUGAAAUCCAGAGAUAUGUUAGUGAAUCUUAUCCGAAAGGUAUGUGUGCAGUUAAUUGUGUGAAGGGGAAAGAUACUGAGGGUCCAGGGUCCGACUUUGAGCUUGUUGUUAUAAUUACUGCCAUGAGACUUAGUCCCCAGAACUUCUGUAAUGGAAGUUGGAGAUCUGUAUGGAACAUAGAUUUCCAGGAUGAAUCCCAGGUGCUUGACAUAAAAGGGAAAUUGCAGGUAGGAGCUCAUUAUUUUGAAGAGGGAAAUGUGGAAUUAGAUGCAAAAAAAGAUUUCCAAGAUUCAACAAUAUUUCAGUCUGCGGAUGACUGCGCGAUGGCCAUAGCCAAUAUUAUCAGGCACCAUGAAACAGAGUACCUUGCAUCUCUAGAGGUAGCUUAUUCAAAAUUACCGGAUAACACUUUUAAGGAUUUGAGGAGGAAACUGCCGGUGACACGAACUCUGUUCCCAUGGCAGAACACUUUACAGUUCAGCCUGACAAGGGAGGUUGAGAAAGAACUUGGACUUGGCAAGUGACCAAUCAUCAACUCGCAACCUUGAGUUUUCUUUUCGUUGUCAAGUUUCUGUGAUUUCCAUUAUGUAAGUGAAGGGAAAAGUAUCAUAUUGAUAUUAUUAUUUUUGUUGUA
Messenger RNA from Arabidopsis lyrata subsp. lyrata, 1150 nucleotides. RefSeq names its product F-actin-capping protein subunit alpha. Lineage: Eukaryota; Viridiplantae; Streptophyta; Magnoliopsida; Brassicales; Brassicaceae. Gene Ontology annotation, cellular component: actin cortical patch; F-actin capping protein complex. The transcript is spliced from 10 exons. The coding region runs from base 30 to 1040 and encodes 336 amino acids. Gene Ontology annotation, biological process: barbed-end actin filament capping; actin cytoskeleton organization. Gene Ontology annotation, molecular function: actin filament binding. The record is from RefSeq and is a predicted model, not a curated record.